Molecule: messenger RNA, 717 nt
Organism: Danaus chrysippus (African queen)
Lineage: Eukaryota; Metazoa; Arthropoda; Insecta; Lepidoptera; Nymphalidae
Source: the annotation of a GenBank genome assembly
AUGUCGCUUCUCGGACUAGAGGAACUAAAAGAUUACGUAAAGGUGUUGAAGCAAUUAUUUGCAGAAUUCUUAGGAACAUUUUUGUACUUAUCAAUCACACUUCUAGCUGGAUUGACUUCUAACAACAGUGUAUCUUGGCAUAGCCUGGUAGUGGUUACAGCGUUGUCUAAUGGAUUUUUAGUGGCAUCUAUUAUCCAAGUAACAGGUCAUAUAUCUGGAGGACAUAUAAACCCAGCAGUUACUGUCGGAGUUCUGGCAUGUGGACGCAUGAAGAUAGCCAAGGGAAUUCUGUAUAUAUCAGCGCAAAUUCUGGGCAGUCUAUUUGGCGCAUUUGUGGCGUAUGGUAUUUCCGAGAUUUCUACAAGAGGCAAUCUUGGAGCAACUAUUCCGUACAAUGGAUUAAGAGUAGACCAAGUCUUCGGUUUGGAGUUUCUUAUGACUUUUAUUUUAGUUUCCGUAGUUUUGAGCGUGAUUGAUACUAAUAAACCAGUCACCGGCUUGGGCUCUGGAGCUCUCGCUAUAGGAAUAAGUAUUGUAGCCUGUCAAAGUUCUGCAUUAUUUUAUAGUGCAUCACUGAACCCAGUGAGAUCUUUGGGACCAGCUGUGAUGAUGAAUAUUUGGUCGCAUCACUGGGUUUUCUGGAUAGGACCACUGUUAGGUGGUCUAUGUGCUGGACUAGUAUAUAGAUUUAUGUUGGUUUAUAACUCUGAUAUGUAA